AUGUUUUCUCGUUUUGCACGCCAUGUCAAUAAAUUAGCUACCAUACACACAAAUUUACCUACUAUCUACUUGCUCUUAUCAUCGAUUGCAUACCAUCCACGAUCGAUCCCUCGGUCCGUCCGGCGAUGUCGGUUAGCAUUACGUGAUAUUUUUGUGAUGUUUUGUUUUGUCGAUCCAUACGAUUGUGAUUCAACUGAAAUAAAACUACAUGUAGGCGAACGUGUGUUCACACCAAAUCCGCGAACUAUUUACGGUGGCGAGUUGAUGGCACAGGCGUUGAUCGCGGCAAGCAAAACUGUCGGAAAAGAUCUGAAACCACACAGUUUGCAUUGUUAUUUUCACGAUCGCGGUAUGUAUUCCGAAUGUGUGUGUGAGCUACAUACCAUUACUGUUAUUUUAAUCACUCACUCAACGUGCUCGCGGCUAAUUAAGGGGAAAACAUAUUGUGUAUGGAGCAUAUUUGGUCAGUCUUUUUUAUUACACAAAAGUGAAUGGAGUAAAAGGGGUCAACCCCACGAUUCGAAGAUAUACUGA
This is a messenger RNA of Echinostoma caproni, 534 nucleotides long. NCBI's taxonomy places the organism in Eukaryota, Metazoa, Platyhelminthes, Trematoda, Plagiorchiida, Echinostomatidae. The record is from the annotation of a GenBank genome assembly.